Messenger RNA from Daldinia loculata, 324 nucleotides. RefSeq lists its product as uncharacterized. NCBI's taxonomy places the organism in Eukaryota, Fungi, Ascomycota, Sordariomycetes, Xylariales, Hypoxylaceae. The record is from RefSeq and is a predicted model, not a curated record. The annotation marks the transcript as partial. The transcript has a single exon.
UAUGGCCUUGCUUGGUUUUUGGAAGCACUCAGUUUGGCAAUUGGUCAGGCCAACUCCUUUAGUAACAUUUGUUUCAUAUAACUUAAGUCUGGGGUAUUGUUGGUUGGCGACGAAGAAUGCUGUGAAACCACCUGCGUCACUUUGUUCACCCAGUAAGGCAGUUGGAAAAAGACCACUGGCCAAACAAGUGUCAGUCCUAAAUCCGCAUGUCUCUUAGCUUCAUUAGGCUACUUAUCUUAACUCAUAAGGUUUCCAUCUUCGGUGUAAGUCUAAGUCUAAGUUUAAGUACAAAACAAAUUCUUCCCAUUAUUAUAUUAAACAAAU